ACGCAUAUCUAAAAAAAGAAUUCGAAUUGAAUUGAGUCGUUAUCAUCGAGAGCAGCAAAUGAUUUCAGGAAUCUCGAUAACGUUUAGAGCAGUUAGCGAUUCGACAAGGUGCGGUCGUUUUUUUGACAGUUAACUGCCUUCAAAAUUUACCAAGUAAUAAAACGCAACCAAAAAAAAAUUAAUCAAAAAAAAAGUGAUAAUGACGAUGUGAAAGUAAAACAAAAACGGAUUCAAAACAAUAAAAGUCAUCCAAAACAUCUUACAAGUGAUAUUUAGUUAAAAAUUUCCAAAGAAAAAUGUCGGAUAUUUCUGAUAAUAACAAAGCUAUUGCGGAAAUCGAUGACCGAUCACCGCAACAACAGCAGCAAGUCGGUUGGAUGAGUUCGCAAUGGCUUUCUUGGAACAAAUUCUCCGAAAAUUUAUUACGAACCGCCGAAAAGAAGAUUCUUUCGUAUGUAAAAACGCCAUAUCGGGGAUGGUACACGGAUAUUGGCCCCGUUGUUGGACAUUCCGAUAAAAUUUGGACAAUCUCAAUGAACACACCAAAUAAAAAUACUCCGAUUGUUCUCUUACACGGUUUAGGCGCGGGUGUUGCGUUUUGGUGCUUAAACUUGGAUUCUCUCGCAAUGGAACGUCCAGUUUACGCAAUGGACCUUUUGGGUUUUGGGCGAAGUUCUCGCCCCGCUUUCAGCAAAGAAGCAGCCGAAGCUGAAACUCAAAUGGUUGACGCGUUAGAAGCAUGGAGAAGAGAGAUGAAUUUAGACCAUUUCGUUCUUUUGGGACAUAGUUUGGGUGGGUUUUUGGCCGCUUCUUACGCGAUUUGUCACCCGGAACGGGUUGCCCAUUUAAUUUUGGCCGAUCCAUGGGGAUUUCCAGAAAAACCAGCGGAGAAACCCAACUUACCUUUAUGGGUUCGAGUUCUUUCCUACAGUUUUCAACCUUUUAAUCCGUUAUUCGCGGUAAGAGUAGCUGGUCCUUUAGGACAAUGGUUAAUUAAUAAAGCGAGGCCGGAUAUUUCGAAGAAAUUCCAACAUUUUGUUGGCGACGAAAAUUUAAUUUCGCAAUAUGUUUAUCAAUGUAAUGCGCAACCACCAACUGGAGAAAGCGCGUUUCACGCGAUGAUGGCCGGGUUUGGAUGGGCCAAACAACCGAUGAUUAAUCGCAUCGAUAAAUUAAGUCCUAAAGUUCCAAUUACGUUGCUUUAUGGGUCAAGAUCUUGGGUUGAUAACACCGCGGCUGAAAUCGUUAAAGAGAAACGACCGGAUUGUUUUGUACAAAGCUUUGUUAUCCCCGGUGCCGGACAUCAUGUUUAUGCUGAUAAAGCGGAAGUUUUUAAUAAAUACGUUUUGGAGGCGUGUCGGAUGGCUGAUGAUGGAACUUGUAUUGAUAGAAAUCGGUUGGCCAUAGAAUUUGAUAGCGGGGAAUUAAACAACGGCGAUGAAACUGCCAUGAACUUGUAAAAAAUGAAACAAUCAUGAUUGUUUAAACGAUGAGUUGCUUUAUCUUAUCAGGAUGAUUCUUCUGGUUUGUUUUAAUUUUGCGCAAUACACGUGUGAGAACUGAAUUAAAAUUAAUUCUAAUUUAUAAUUAUUGUGAUAAUAAUAAUGACAUUAAUUAAUUUUUUAAAACCCAACAAAGCAACCCAGAUAACAAAGUUGCUAUGUUGGUUAUCUACUUUUAUAUAGGAAAAAAAGAAAAAAUAAAGGGCAGUAUUAUAAAAA
This is a messenger RNA of Onthophagus taurus, 1721 nucleotides long. Its product is annotated as (Lyso)-N-acylphosphatidylethanolamine lipase-like. Gene Ontology annotation, cellular component: lipid droplet; mitochondrion. NCBI's taxonomy places the organism in Eukaryota, Metazoa, Arthropoda, Insecta, Coleoptera, Scarabaeidae. Gene Ontology annotation, molecular function: lysophosphatidic acid acyltransferase activity; carboxylic ester hydrolase activity. The record is from RefSeq and is a predicted model, not a curated record. Gene Ontology annotation, biological process: phosphatidic acid biosynthetic process; lipid homeostasis.